AUGAAAUUCGUUUUAUUAAUAUUCACGCUACUUGAAAAACUGUCCGAAUGUCGCCAAGAAUACACUCCCUACGGCCGGCUAAUCGAGUCAAAUAAGCUGUUUCAUCACAAGAAAGUAUCAGCAAGCCGCUCAAUCCACAAAGCUCGCGGUGACAACAAGAAGAAGUCACGAUACUAUCGCCCCCCACGGCAGCGGAAAAAUGAAAACCAAGAAGGAGGUCGCCGCGGGCCUCGAGGAAUGCCCGGGCCACCUGGUCCUCCCGGAACUUGUCCCGAAAAUGUCUGCAGAGCUGCAGUCGAGCCUCAAUUUUCAAAUUUGCUUAAAGAAAUUGCAACACAGCUGGAAAACGAGAACCUUCAAAGCACGCCGGCUCGAAUCGCCUUUACAGUAGGAUUGUCAGACAAAAACUUUACCCGUGUCAAUUCGAAGCCAACUACAGUCGUUUAUGACAGAGUAAUUCUCAACCAAUCAACAGGAGAAGCUGGUUUUGGCCGCGGUGGAUAUUCGCCGAUUUCUGGCGCUUUCGUUGCUCCAGUUGAGGGGAUCUAUCAUUUUACAGUCACGGCGCUACAGAAUGAAAAGAGGAAACAAGUGUUUGUUGUCUUGACAAAACAGCCGGAAGAUGUUGCGCUCUGCUCGAUUACUUCGCAGGGAAACUAUCAAUCAUCAUCGUGCUCGGCGUUCGUGCGUCUCAAAGUCGGCGAAUUCGUUCAAGUAGAAUUGCUGCGCGGCGUGUUACUCGGUCAUCCAUAUCUUUUCAACACCUUUUCCGGAUCUUAUUACGGCGACUAG
This is a messenger RNA of Oikopleura dioica, 792 nucleotides long. Lineage: Eukaryota; Metazoa; Chordata; Appendicularia; Copelata; Oikopleuridae. The record is from the annotation of a GenBank genome assembly.